Carcharodon carcharias (great white shark) is the source of this 2247-nucleotide messenger RNA. RefSeq lists its product as uncharacterized. NCBI's taxonomy places the organism in Eukaryota, Metazoa, Chordata, Chondrichthyes, Lamniformes, Lamnidae. Gene Ontology annotation, molecular function: GTPase activator activity; growth factor activity. The transcript has 17 exons. Gene Ontology annotation, cellular component: intracellular membrane-bounded organelle. The coding region runs from base 1 to 2004 and encodes 667 amino acids. Gene Ontology annotation, biological process: endocytosis. The record is from RefSeq and is a predicted model, not a curated record.
AUGCCUAUCUUCUACUCCUGCACCGGUGACGACGUCUGGAUUCGGUGCGAACUCCCGGCCACCAACACCCAGGCGUGGGCGAAGCGGAGCACGAGCUCCGACCGGCGAGGGCGGGCAGAGACCUGCGGGCUGCUGGAGCGGGCGAGUCUGCGGAGGGGCUACGCCGUCUCGCUGGCCAGGGGGGCCUCCCUGGUGGUCCUCGACCCCCGCCCCCAAGACGCGGGCACCUACCUCUGCGGUGUCGGAGGCAAAGAGUACAGAGUGAGGCUUCGGGUGGUGGGGCCAGGUUUCCUGGAAGUUCUGAGGAAGUGGUGGAUUCCCCUGGCGACCAUGAUCUGUGCCUCCUGCCUGUCCGCCUCAACCUUUGGCCUUGUCCUGAAGCUCCGACGCAAGUGGCAGCACCAAGCUCGCAAUAAAAGGAUCUCGAGGAUGAUGAGCAGUUUCUUCAAGAAGACAUCAGCAUUGGACACCCAACUCAACGGGACAUACAGAAACCAUGUCUCAACAAUGGAGCAAGGUGCUGAAGUGAAUCACAGCGGCUCUGGUUCCACGAGCUACGAAAACUUGGGAUCACCUGAGGAAGACGGAGGUGCUGCGGAACAACCUCUAACCAGCGAGUUUGACGAGGAACAAGAUGUGGGACUAUCUUACGAAAACCUGUGCGCUGAGGAAGACCAAGUGUCUGAGGAUUACCUAGAACCAAAUAUUGACACAGGAAGCGUGAAUACAGAUGAUUACAUGGAACCAGACUGUGAUUCGGGAGACAGACAGCAGAAUUGCACCGAUACUUGCAGUCCAGUGGCUCCCCCUCUCUCAGAUUCACAGUCCGAGAGGCCGAGAACUGGGAGUCUCUACGCAGCCCCGAAGAUGAGGUCUCAAAGGCAAGAGGAGCGAAGUGGGGAGGAAGACCCUCCGAGGUACACAGGACAGGACUCUGAGGGUUGGAGGAGAGGGAGCCAUUACACAGCCCCUCAGUCGAAGAAUUACAGCAAUGAAGACAGCAGCGAUGAAGAUUACGCCGUGCCUGACCCAGACAGCCCUGUGAAGCUACAGAUGUGCACCUCCAGCACCUACAUGAACCGUGAGUCCGGGAAGGGGGAACUGAGGAGGACAGGGGUCCUGGGGGUGACUCUGCCGGGCGGGUGGGAGAGCUGGAGACACAGUUCCAGCGGGAGAAGCAUCGACUCGGGCACCUGGCAACCAGGGAAGGGCGGGGGGAACGCGUUCGGAGUAGAGGGACCUUUGUGGGCCCCAGUGGACUGUAGUGUGGAAGCCUUGCAGCUCCAACUGUCUGAGGCGCUGGCUGAAAUCGAGAACAUCAAGGCCAUAGCCACAGUGUCAGAGAGCACCAAGCAGGAGGCCAUCGACCAGGUGAAGCAGCACUGCCAGGAGGAGGUGGCGUCGCUACAGACCAUCAUGAAGGAGUCGAUCAGUAACUAUGAGGCGCAGCUGAGAAAUGUCGAGAAGGAGCGUUCACAGUGGAGGCAGUUUCAGGAUGCCAAGGAGAGAGAAAUCGCCAAACUCCGGAGGCACCUUUCUGGAAGUCUCCCUCAAGACAACCUGGAGAAUGAGAUGAGGAAGGCACAGGAAGAUGCCGAGAAGCUGCGAUCGAUUGUGAUGCCCAUGGAACAGGAGAUCGCCUCGCUGAAGCAGAAGCUGGCAAAGGCUCAGGAUCAGCUCUCCGCUGAUUCUCCGCAAGCUCCCCUCACACAUCGGUGCGAGACAGAAACCCCGUGGAGGGAAGAGCCCUUGGUCCCUCGCAGGGGAUCCCCCAGGGAGUGGGGCUCCGAGGAGAGCGACAGCGCUUCCGAGACCCCAGCCGGAGCGGACACCUUCGCCGCCAACUGCGCCGGCUGGACCACAGCGUCGGGGCCUGCCCCCUCCCCCUUGGCUCGGCCACUCCCCCCCGGCAAGGAAGACACGGCCUCACUGCUCUCCACUGGCACCCUGGUGCCCGAGUCCAUCUACCUACCCCCCGCCCGGGUGUCACCUACUCCACGAUGAGGAAUGGAACGAGCUGCAUCAGGAGGUCAAACAGCACCAGGUGUCCCUGCACCAGACGCGGGAGCAGCUGGAGAGAGAGACUGCAGUUCGCAAAAACCUGGAGGAAGCACUGAGACAGAGCAGCGUGGAGUGUGGCCAAGAGGUAGCACUUCUGAAAGAUAAAGUGGACUCUUCCAUGUUGGAGAUUCAGAGGCUUAAAGAGAUGUUUACACUGGUUCAGGACCGAACAGAGAAACAGAUGGU